Molecule: messenger RNA, 589 nt
Organism: Staurois parvus
Lineage: Eukaryota; Metazoa; Chordata; Amphibia; Anura; Ranidae
Source: the annotation of a GenBank genome assembly
AUGAGGUAUGGCUGUGAUCAGGAUGUUGGUAUGAGGUAUGGCGGUGAUCAGGACGCUGGUAUGAGGUAUGGCGGUGAUCAGGACGCUGGUAUGAGGUAUAUGGCGGUGAUCAGGACGCUGGUAUGAGGUAUGGCGGUGAUCAGGAUGCUGCUAUGAGGUAUGGCGGUGAUCAGGAUGUUGGUAUGAGGUAUGGCGGUGAUCAGGAUGUUGGUAUGAGGUAUGGCGGUGAUCAGGACGCUGGUAUGAGGUAUGGCGGUGAUCAGGACGCUGGUAUGAGGUAUGGCGGUGAUCAGGAUGUUGGUAUGAGGUAUGGAGGUGAUCAGGACGUUGGUAUGAGGUAUGGCGGUGAUCAGGAUGUUGGUAUGAGGUAUGGCGGUGAUGAGGACGCUGGUAUGAGGUAUGGCGGUGAUCAGGACGCUGGUAUGAGGUAUGCGGUGAUCAGGACGUUGGUAUGAGGUAUGGCGGUGAUCAGGACGCUGGUAUGAGGUAUGGCUGUGAUCAGGAUGUUGGUAUGAGGUAUGGCUGUGAUCAGGAUGUUGGUAUGAGGUAUGGCUGUGAUCAGGAUGUUGGUAUGAGGUAUGGCUGUGAU